Messenger RNA from Cryptococcus amylolentus CBS 6039, 303 nucleotides. RefSeq lists its product as hypothetical. The coding region runs from base 1 to 303 and encodes 100 amino acids. The transcript is spliced from 4 exons. NCBI's taxonomy places the organism in Eukaryota, Fungi, Basidiomycota, Tremellomycetes, Tremellales, Cryptococcaceae. The record is from RefSeq and is a predicted model, not a curated record.
AUGUACGUUUUCCCUUUCUACACUUCGCUGCUGUUUAUCGGCAGGAUGUACGGCGGCUAUGGCGGAGGUGGGCCGGGGUUUAACGGUGGACUAGGAUUCGGAUUCGGAAUGACUCCCGAGAUGAUGCAGCCUCCCAAGACUACGAAUACGCGUGACGUGAGCUCCUCUUCUUCUUCUUCUUCUUCCUUCUUACACUUCCGCCCCUCUCUCAACCCGCCUUCCACCUCCCAGCCUUCCCUCCUCCCGCUCUUCCCCGACAACCUCUCGACAGACGAGAGAAAGACGAACACUGACCUCUUUUGA